GGGUGUGAAGCUCCUUUGUUCCUCAGAGGCGGGGUCCGCCCCUCGGCGGCUGCACUUCCUCGGGCUGUGCGGGCCAGCGCGGCCGGAACCUCCGCUGCGCGCUUGGUUCUCUGUCUUUAUUUUCAGGAAUUGGCGAGUUCAGAUAAUAUUUGAUGAUGAGUGAUCCGUGUCCUCAAGAAUGCAAGUAACACUGUAGAGAGAGGAAAGAUCACCAGUGGCCACUUAUGCGUAUAAACUGCCAGGACGUGUCCUUCAAGUUCUGGAAGAGAGUGCUCCAGUGCAUUUCACCAUCAUCUUCACAGGAUGGAAGCUAUCAGUUUGUCCUAUGGUUUAUUUUCUAGGAACCCAAGCUACUUUCAUAAUGAAAAAACAGAGAUGGAAAAGACGGUGUCUGACUGCUGGACAAGUAGUUACCAGGAGUCAGUGACCUUUGAGGAUGUGGCUGUAGACUUCACCCAGGAGGAAUGGAUUUUAUUGGACACAAAACAACGGAACCUUUACAGAGAGGUGAUGCUGGAGAACUACCAGAACCUGGCUACAUUAGGAUGUCAGCUCAUCAAAUCUAGAUACAGCUUUUGCUUGGAGGCUGAAGAGUUGAGAGUAGUCAAGAAAAGAGUUCACCAAGACUGGGCUAUACAACUUAACCCCAGAGGGACAAUGUUUCAGCGGGAUAUUUUUCAGUUAAAAAUGUCAAAUGAGAUACAACUGCCAAAUAGCCACAAUGGAAAGGAGCUCUGUGACAUUAAGCCACCUGGAGAAAUCAUCAAAGAGCCUCCAUGCAGUCUGACAUACAUAGGUAUUGAAAACACAGGGAACAUUUAUGAUUGUGUUCAGUAUGGACAGCUCUUUCCUGUUUGUCCUAAGGAGACUUCCUCUGCAGACACUGGUCCUGGAUUACGCCAGUAUGGAAAAGACUUCAGUAUGAUUGCAAGUACAGCUUACCAGACAACAUGUGUACAAAGCAAAUUCAUUGAAUCCAGUGAAUUUCAGCAAGUCUUUGAUAGUCAGUCAUCCCUUCAGAGGCCUGGGGGAAGUCACAGUGAAGACAAACUCUCUGAGUCGGUGCAGUGUGGUGAUACUUUUAGUCCAGCCUUGAGUCAUGCUGAGAGUGCUCAAACAUGCACUGGAAAAAAAUCCUAUGAAUGUAAGGAAUGUGGGAAGAGUUUUAAAUAUUCUGCCAACCUUAAUAUUCAUAUGCGUACUCACACUGGCGAGAAACCUUACCAAUGUAAGGAAUGUGGGAAAGCCUUUUCUAGGUGUUAUCCACUAACUCAGCACUUAAAAACUCACACUGAAGAGAAGCCCUUUGAAUGUAAGGUUUGUGGGAAAUGCUUUAGAAAUUCCUCAUGUCUUAAUGACCACUUUCGGGUUCACACUGGAAUAAAACCCUAUAAAUGUAAGGACUGUGGCAAAGCCUUUACCGGGCGAUCUGGCCUUAGUAAACAUUUACCAACACAUACUGGAGAGAAGCCUUACGAAUGUAAGGAGUGUGGGAAAGCCUUUCCUUCAACCUCAGGCCUUAUUAAACAUAUGAAAAGUCACAUGGGAGAGAGACCCUUUGAAUGUGAUCACUGUGGAAAGGCCUUUGCUUCUUCCUCAACCCUUAUUACACAUUUGAGAACACACACUGGAGAGAAGCCCUUCGAGUGUCAAGUCUGUGGGAAGGCAUUCACAUGUUCUUCUUAUCUUCGAAUUCACAUGCGGACUCACACUGGAGAGAAGCCCUAUGUAUGUAAGGAGUGUGGCAGAGCCUUCACUGAGCGCACAAGCCUUACUAAACAUUUACGAACACAUACUGGAGAAAAUCCCUUUGAGUGCAAUAUGUGUGGAAAAGCGUUUGCAUGUUCCUCCUACCUUCAUAAUCACAUACGGACUCACACUGGAGAGAAACCUUAUGUAUGUAAGGAAUGUGGGAAAGCCUUCACUGUUUCUUCACAUCUAAGUAAGCAUGUAAGAAUUCACACAGGAGAGAAACCCCAUAAGUGUGAGGAGUGUGGGAAAGCAUUCACUGUGCGCUCUGGCCUUACAAAACAUAUACGAACUCACACUGGGGAGAAGCCCUACAAUUGUAAAGAAUGUGGGAAAGCGUUCACUACAUCCUCAGGCCUCCUUGAGCAUAAAAGAAGUCACACAGGAGAGAAGCCAUAUGAAUGUGACCAGUGUGGAAAGGCCUUUGCUUCUUCCUCCUAUCUUAUUGCACAUUUGAGAAUUCACACUGGAGAGAAGCCCUUUGAGUGUAAUGAGUGUGGGAAAGCUUUUACUUGUUCCUCCUACCUUCAUAUUCAUAUGCGGACUCACACUGGAGAGAAGCCCUAUGACUGUAAGGAGUGUGGGAAAACAUUUGCUGUUUACUCUCAUCUAAGUAAACAUGUAAGGAUUCACAGUGGAGAGAAAGCCUACACUUGUAAAAGUGAUGGAAUAGCCUUCAGUCGUUCUCAUCGUACAGAACACUUGAAAAGUCUUGAGAUAAAUUCUUUUGUUGGAGGGAAUGAAGAAACUGCUUUAGAAAGUUCUAUUGCUUUAACGGUGCAUCCAAAUUCACAAUGGCAAGAAAGCUUAUCAGUGUAAGCCAUUUGUAAAGUGAUUGUUUAUAUCCUAGUUGUUGGUUUUCUGUCUAAACUACACCCCCACAGUUCCUGGCAGCAGCCAGGUAUGCUCCUCCCCACAGUUACCUGGCAACAACCAUGUAGGCUUGGCCCAGUAUAAAAGGAGCUGCUUGGUCCCUCCUCUCUCUCUUGCCCCUUGUGCCCCCUCCCAUUCCCUCCCCCCCCUCCAUGUGGCCAUAGCUGGACUCGACAUCUCUACUCACUCCUUCUCUCUGCCUCUCUCUGCCUCUGCUACCGUCUUAACUCCCCUCCUCAUGCCCUGAAUAAACUCUAUUCUAUACUAUACUGGCGUAUGUCUGGUCCCUCAGGGUGAAGGGAUACUUCUGCAUGGUCCUCCUGUGUCACCCCUUUCCCUCACACCCCACCAGAACAUACUCCUAUAGCUCUUUCUCUUUUUAUAAUCACAACACUAGUUGACUUCAAAGACAUAAAAGAAAUCAUGUUGCAAAGUUGCCUCAUGAGGAUUAAAGAACGGAGGAAGUGAUCAGAAUGCUCAAAACCCAGCUCACACAAACUCACUUUGAAGCUUCACAAAGUCACAAACAUGGACAGUCUUUGCUGUUUCUAAGGCUUUUUAUAAGUAUGUGAGAGAAAUUCUGUUGACAGACAAUGUGGAAAAUUGUAUUUUGCUCAGUUCUUUGAUGAUUACCCACAGUACAACAGUGGAGGACUUUGUGAACGUAAGAAAUGUUGGAAAGUAAUUAUUUGCAUUAGUCAUCAACAUUCAAUAAAGUGAUUCACAUUUGGAAAACUUCAUGUAUAGAAUAUUGGGGAUUGUUUGUAUGUCUUAAGAUUUUAUAUACUAGUAGAAAUGGCUUUCUUGGUGGUUUUAUAAGCUUAUUUUGGCUGUUUUUUUGCAUUUUCAAUUUUUGAGAUUUUUAAUAUUUGCACAUAGUUUUAAGAUGUACAAGCUUCUAUAGAAUAUACUAUGAAACAAUUAUUAGGCUAAUUAAAAUGUGAUACAGUAAUUUGGUUUUGGUAUUAUGAAGCACUUUUUACUAUCAGAAAUUUCAGGUAAUUCACACAAUUAACUGUAUUCACUAAUUGUACUUUUAAGUUGUUCAUUUUAUAAUUGAAAGUUUGUAACCUUUAUCAGUAACUCAUAAACAUUAACUUGUUAAAGACAGGCUCUCACUGUUUAGCUCUGGAACUCACUGUGUAAACUAGCUUGGCUUUGAACUCACAGAGGUCCUCUGCCUCCCAAGUGCUGGGAUUAAAUGCAUACACUGCCAUGCCCAACUAUACUUCAUAUUUAAAUAAGAUAAUACAUUGUUUUUAGUUUUUAUGUGUCUGACUUAUUUUCACCUAACAAAAUGUCUUCUAGUUUCAUCACUGCUGUCUUGGAUGACAGACAGACUUUUCUUUAAAAAACAAAAGGGGGUAGACAUUUUUUUAUGCACAGACUCAAAAUAUUUGUAUGUAUGUGUAUAUGUAUUGUGUGUUUGCAUGCGUCUCUGUGUGUAUGAAUGUGGCCUCUACAGCUAAGAGACUUGGGUUUUAUCCUAGCUUUCCACUUGUAGACAGAGUCAAUUUAUUAUCUUUCCAGCCCCUAUGAAAGUUUCUUUACACAAAAGAACACUUAGAUUGUUUACAUACUUUAUUGUUGGUACUGUUACAUUGAAUAUAUAUUACAGGUAUCUCUUUAAGCAUUCCUUAAGUGUAUGGUCAUAAUCAGUUUGUUGGAGUAUUUAGUUGGUGUAGUUAUAGUUUUAUGAGGAGUUUUGAUGCUGCUUUCCAGAUAACUCUACCAAUGUUUCUUUCAUUCAAAACAGAAAUAUAUGCAAACAGUUUUGUCUUUCUUGUUUACAUGUCAUUCCUUUUUCUUAUUUAAUUGUCUCAAACUUGCAAUAUUAUGAUGAAUAUAAGUUCCAAGCAGGGUUAUUGUUGUACUUGAUCUUAAAGGAAUAGCUCUGGACUUGCACUGAGAAUGAUGACAGCUACUGGCUUGUCAUAUGUAUACAGUCACUAGCAAAUUAAGGUGCAAUCAUUUCUGUAUCCAACUUGAGAGUAUCAUGAAAGGAUGUUAACCUUUUAAGUGCCUUUUAUAUUUGUAACAUUUUCUUUUUUCUUUUUUACAACUCAUUACCUUUUGUUUUUUAUUAAACUAAUAAAAUUUAUUUUAACAU
Messenger RNA from Mus musculus (house mouse), 4732 nucleotides. RefSeq names its product zinc finger protein 560 (gene Zfp560). Gene Ontology annotation, molecular function: sequence-specific double-stranded DNA binding. Gene Ontology annotation, biological process: regulation of DNA-templated transcription. Bases 304 to 2568 code for a protein of 754 amino acids. The transcript has 7 exons. Gene Ontology annotation, cellular component: nucleus. Lineage: Eukaryota; Metazoa; Chordata; Mammalia; Rodentia; Muridae. The record is from RefSeq and is marked validated.